Agrilus planipennis (emerald ash borer) is the source of this 4802-nucleotide messenger RNA. It is a transcript of the gene ATP8B, whose product is annotated as probable phospholipid-transporting ATPase IM. The coding region runs from base 669 to 4499 and encodes 1276 amino acids. The record is from RefSeq and is a predicted model, not a curated record. Gene Ontology annotation, molecular function: ATPase-coupled intramembrane lipid carrier activity; ATP binding; magnesium ion binding. NCBI's taxonomy places the organism in Eukaryota, Metazoa, Arthropoda, Insecta, Coleoptera, Buprestidae. The transcript has 16 exons. Gene Ontology annotation, biological process: Golgi organization; phospholipid translocation. Gene Ontology annotation, cellular component: plasma membrane.
UUGUCAUUCAGUCGAGUUACUUCAAAGCCUUCGCAAGUUCUCGUAUAAAAAGCGUUGCGCUUUCGCGUCAUCCGUCGCCGCCUACCUACGUAUAACAAUGUUACCGUUUUCGUUUGUGCGUAAAUAAAAACAUUCCAACGAACGAAAUUUUACUAUCGUUUUAUCGUACGUUCCAGUUGUUGUUUUUAUGGAUUUUACAACAACGGUCGAAAUUUAAAACGAUCGAAGAUCGGUCCAUGGAAGGAGCGGUCAAAGAAAUUGGCACACCGGGUGGCCAACGGUUUCGACCAAAUGUGCGCCAUCGUCAAGGGUCUAACACCCCUUUUACGUGUUUUCCUGUUAUUACACCGACCUAACACGCCCUAUCAGGCAAACUAAUACGUUGUUCCUACCUCAUAAUCGUUAAUAAUAAUAUCAGUAAUAUAUCAAUAAUAAUAAUCCUGUAUUUGUUAUUGUCUGUUGCCGAACCUUUAGAGAAAAUCUUUAUCGAAAUCAUAAUUACAAUUUGCCAAAUUAUGUAAUAAUAAUAAUAAUGAUUAUUAUGAUGAUGAUAAUAACAAUGAUGAUGAUACGGCGUUACGAAACGAGGUGCCUUGCGUGUGAAAUUGUGGCCUUAUUUAAACACCAAGUGGUUGUGUAACCUACCCGUUCGCAUUGCCUUAAGGAAUAUGGCCAGGACUUCGCUAAGAAGUUCAAGGACAAGAAAUUUGGAUAAUCAGCGACGAAUUCGAGCAAAUGAUAGAAUUUACAAUUCGCAGUUCAAAUAUGCGAACAACUAUAUUAAAACUUCGAAGUACAGCGUUCUGACGUUCCUGCCACUGAACUUAUUCGAGCAAUUUCAACGUUUAGCCAACUUCUAUUUCUUGUGCCUUCUCGUGCUGCAGCUGAUUCCUGCCAUUAGUAGUCUUACGCCAGUCACAACAGCCCUUCCUCUCAUCGGUGUGCUGGGUCUGACUGCUAUCAAGGACGCAUACGAUGAUUUCCAACGCCAUAGGUCCGACUCCCAAGUUAACAAUAGAAAAUCCCUUGCAUUUCGAGAUGGUAAAUUAGCACAAGAAAGAUGGUCAUCGGUGCAAGUGGGCGAUGUAAUUCGCAUGGAUAAUGACCAGUUCAUUGCGGCUGAUAUUUUACUCUUGUCGUCCAGCGAACCUAACGGACUUUGUUACAUCGAAACUGCCGAAUUGGAUGGAGAGACCAACUUAAAGUGUCGACAGUGUUUGCAAGAAACUGCGGAAAUGGGCAACGACGACAAACUGCUGAGCGAGUUCGAUGGCGAGAUUAUUUGUGAAACUCCUAACAAUCUCUUGAACAAGUUCGAGGGAACGCUGAUAUGGAAGAACAACAAGUACUCGCUGGACAACGACAAGAUACUGUUAAGGGGUUGUGUACUGAGAAACACUGAAUGGUGCUAUGGCGUCGUAAUCUUUGCAGGCAAAGAUACGAAAUUAAUGCAAAAUAGUGGCAAGACGAAGUUUAAACGGACUAGUAUAGAUAGACUUCUUAAUUUUUUAAUUAUAGGGAUAGUAUUUUUUCUAUUGUCCAUGUGCCUUUUCUGCAUGGUGGCAUGUGGUAUAUGGGAAUCGUUGGUGGGACGUUAUUUCCAGACAUUCCUUCCGUGGGACACGCUGGUGCCUUUGGAGCCACUAAGUGGUGCUACCAUCAUUUCCCUGCUCGUGUUCUUUUCAUAUGCCAUCGUGCUUAAUACUGUAGUGCCAAUUUCGCUUUACGUCUCCGUAGAAGUUAUACGUUUUGUACAAAGUUUUCUUAUUAAUUGGGACGAGAAGAUGUACUACGAAAUAACCAGCACACCGGCCAAAGCCAGGACAACGUCACUUAACGAAGAACUCGGUCAGGUGGAAUACAUAUUUUCGGACAAAACUGGCACGUUAACCCAAAAUAUAAUGACAUUUAAUAAGUGUUCGAUCGGGGGUAAGAUCCACGGUGACGUGAUCGACGAGAAUACAGGCGAAGUGAUUGAAAUUGGUGAUAAUACAGAACCGAUCGAUUUUUCGUUCAAUUCUGAUUACGAGCCCGAAUUCAAGUUCUACGACAAAACGUUGUUGGACGCGGUUCAAGCUUACGAACCGACAUACCACGACUUUUUCCGGUUGCUAGCCCUUUGCCAUACCGUCAUGCCGGAUGAACGUAAUGGUCGUCUGGAAUAUCAGGCGCAGUCUCCUGACGAGGCCGCGCUUGUGUCCGCGGCAAGGAAUUUCGGGUUCGUGUUCAAAGAACGUUCGCCGAACAGCAUCACGAUUAAAGUGAUGGGCAAGUUGGAAGUGUACGAGUUACUUUGCAUCUUGGACUUUAAUAACGUACGGAAACGUAUGUCCGUUAUAUUGAGGCGAAACGGACAACUCCGGCUGUACUGCAAGGGAGCUGACAAUGUGAUAUACGAAAGGCUGAAGAAGGGCGACACGGAAUUCAAACAGAAAACUCUUGAGCACUUGAAUAAAUUUGCCGGCGAAGGCUUGCGUACCCUAUGCUGCGCGUACAGGGAUCUGGGUGAUAAAUUCUUUAACGACUGGAAGCAGAGACAUCAAGAGGCGGCUGUAUCGUUAGAUAAUCGUGAAGAGAAGUUGGAUGCCAUUUAUGAAGAAAUUGAAACCGAUUUAACUCUCGUAGGAGUGACGGCCAUAGAAGACAAACUUCAAGACAAAGUACCUCAAACCAUAUCUAACUUAAGUUUAGCAGGCAUCAAGAUAUGGGUCCUUACAGGAGACAAACAAGAAACAGCAAUCAAUAUUGGAUAUUCAUGUCAGCUGCUUACGGACGAUAUGGUUGAGGUUUUCAUUGUCGACGGUUCAACGUACGACGAAGUCCAUCAGCAGUUACUUAAAUUUCGUGAUAGUAUCAAAAUAAUUAAGACGUACCAUCCACAGCCCCCAUCUCACGAUAAAGACAUUAGCAAUUCAAACGGGGUUGGAAUUUCUACUCCACCCCAGCCAUCUCCUGUCCAAGUGUCACCACCCGCAGUCAGCGUGGUCACAUUCAGGUGGGACGUCGUCAAUGACUAUACAGAAAGUCAGAGAGCAAGCACUCAGAUAGAGCAGGGUAAUAAUGAUCACGAAGAGAAAAGCAACGAAGAGUCAUUGUCAGAGUUCGCUAUAGUUGUUAAUGGUCAUUCUUUAGUUCAUUGCUUGCAUCCCCAACUGGAACGACUCUUUUUAGAAAUAGCCACUCAAUGCAAAUCAGUUAUUUGCUGUCGGGUGACCCCUUUACAAAAAGCCCUCGUUGUUGAAUUAAUAAAAAAGAACAAACACGCCGUCACUCUUGCCAUAGGAGAUGGCGCCAAUGACGUUUCCAUGAUUAAAGCUGCUCACAUUGGUGUGGGUAUAUCGGGUCAAGAAGGUAUGCAAGCAGUUUUAGCUUCUGACUAUUCCAUCGCCCAGUUCAGGUUUCUAGAACGUCUUCUUUUGGUCCACGGCAGAUGGUCUUACUACAGAAUGUGCAUUUUUUUGAGAUACUUUUUUAACAAGAACUUUGCCUUUACAGUAUGCCAUUUUUGGUUCGCAUUUUUUUGUGGAUUUAGUGCGCAGACCAUGUUCGAUCCUAUGUUUAUUUCGAUUUAUAAUCUGUUUUACACAUCGCUACCAGUAUUAGCGCUUGGGGUUCUCGAUCAAGAUGUGAGCGACAAGAAUUCUGUUAUGUAUCCGCAACUUUAUAAACCGGGUCAUUACAAUCUCUUUUUCAACAAGAAAGAGUUCUUCAGAAGCGCUUUACAGGGUUGCUACAUUUCCUUAAUACUAUUCUUUAUUCCUUUCGGCACCUAUUACGAUGCACUCAGUCCAAAUGGCCAAGUACUUUCCGAUUAUAUGUUACUUUGUAGCGUAAUAGCAACUAUAUUGGUGUUAGUUAAUACGGCACAGAUCGCUUUGGAUACUGCCUAUUGGACCGUUUUCAAUCACGUUACUACAUGGGGUUCUUUAGCAUUUUACUUCGGUGCCGAUUACUUCUAUAAUUACGUAUGGGGCGGUGCUUACGUGGGUUCGUUGACCCGUGCAAUGUCUGAGGCAACAUUUUGGUUUACGGCAGUCCUCACGGUAACUAUGGCAAUCGUACCCGUGCUCGCGUGGCGUUUCUACUUCAUCGAUGUGAAACCAACCUUAUCCGACUGUAUUCGGCUGAAGCAGAGGAUGGCUCAGAUGCGUUCUCGACAAAGUCAGGACGUGCUUAGAACGCCGUCCGCACGAAGGGCUCGUCGUUCUAUCCGUUCAGGAUACGCUUUCGCCCAUCAAGAAGGAUUUGGUCGUCUCAUAACUUCUGGAAAAAUCAUGAAGAAAUUACCUAAUCCUGAUUUCCAUUUCCCCUUUGCGGGCAUCGGAAAAUUCAAUAUUCAUUCGGAUAAGAACAGUGUUUCUGGGUCUGGAAGCAAGUCCCAAGCAAAUCAGCAUCAGCAUAACAAUGGUAACAACCCUCCAGAGACUAGUGGUGGAACUGUCAGCGGGAGUUCGAGUGGAAGAGCCCCUAUGCAAGACCUGGACACUAUUAAUCUAUAAAUUGUUAGAGUCCAGUUGUUUGAGAGUUUUCAAAAAAGUACGGACGUUUUUUUUUUGUUUAAUAUGUGUAUAUACUGAACGUAGUUUGUUUUUGAAAUUAAAUUAUUUUUAGUGUAGGUGUAACGCAAAAUUGUCUGAUUUUUUGGCUUGUUUAGUAGGAUGAUUGUUCCAAAAUUUAUUCGCAGAGGUAUUGACGUUCCUAAUUUUUUUCCUUUUGUUUAUUUAAUUAAAUUUAACAAAAUAACAACUUUUCUACAUGCCUUUUUGUUUAUAUACAUAUGAACAUUUGGUCUCGUAAUGAUC